Messenger RNA from Plenodomus lingam JN3, 807 nucleotides. RefSeq lists its product as uncharacterized. The record is from RefSeq and is a predicted model, not a curated record. Gene Ontology annotation, molecular function: oxidoreductase activity. NCBI's taxonomy places the organism in Eukaryota, Fungi, Ascomycota, Dothideomycetes, Pleosporales, Leptosphaeriaceae.
AUGGUCAUCAACGUCCCCACCGCCUCCCUCGAAGGCAAAGUCGCCCUCAUUACAGGAGCAGGCCGAGGAAUUGGUCGUGGCUGCGCAAUCGAGCUCGGCAAGCGCGGCGCCUCUGUAAUCGUAAACUACGUCUCCUCCGAAGGCCCGGCAAACGAAGUCUGCCAGAUCAUCGAGGGCUUCAACAAUGGCGCCAAAGCCAUCGCCAUCCGAGCCGACGUAUCCAAGGUUAGCGAGAUCAAGCGGCUGUUUGAGGAAGCAAAGCAGGCCUUUGGCAAGAUUGACAUAGUGAUGAGUAACUCGGGGACGGAGAGUUGGGAUGUCACUGAGGAGAUUAGCGAGGAGAAGUAUGAUCAUGUAUUCAAUCUCAAUGCACGAGCACAGUUCUUUGUCGGCCAGACGGCGUACAAUUACAUUGAGGACAAUGGACGCAUCAUCCUCAUGUCCUCGAUUGCCGCUGGGCUCCUCGGUGUCAAGGACCACGCGCUAUACAACGCAUCCAAGAUGGCAGUCAUCGGCUUCAUCAAGGCAUUUGCCACGGACUUUGGAAAGAGAGGCAUCACGGUCAACGGUGUGGCACCCGGCGGUAUCAAGAGCGACAUGUUCACUCAAAACGCCUGGCAUUACAUCCCAGGUGGCAGCCCCGAUUGGCCGGCAGAGAAGAUUGAGACGUUGAUGGCGAAUCACUGCCCGUUGGGACGUUGUGCGGUACCCGAGGAUGUGGCGCGGGUUGUGGCAUUUUUGGCGAGCGAGGAUGGAGGUUGGGUGAAUGGGCAGGUGCUUACUAUUUCGGGGGGAUCCAGUCAGUAG